AUGCCCAGAAAACGAGUGAACCGAUCCCCGCCGGUUGAGAAACGGACUGACGAUGCGGAUGACGACGAUUUCUUCUUUGAUGAUACUCAAUCAAAUUCAGGUCGGAGUUCACAAGAGCCACAACACAGAAACGCCGCCAACGCACGGGAGCGAGCUCGAAUGAGAGUCCUCUCGAAAGCAUUCUGCAGACUGAAAACCACACUACCCUGGGUACCAGCAGACACGAAGCUCUCCAAGCUAGACACACUGCGACUGGCAGCAUCAUACAUAGCACACCUACGAGCUUUGCUACAUGAGCCGAGAUCUGCGCACACGCCGCCGCAUCCUCUCAGCUUGGCCUGGCCUUUCGCCUUCCAACACGGUGGAACCCUGAGCUGCGCCAUAUCACAACGAUGGAAUAUUAACCCUCCAAACAACGACUCUUCAAGCAGAAACGUCCAGCCUCCAAGAGAGAACGCCCAAGACAGUCAUACACACUGCGACGGUUACCAAGAAUACCCCGAAAAUGAUUACGAAGAACGUUGCUAUGAAGAAAUGAACACGAACGAGUCAUGCGCAGCAAAUAUGCAAUAUUGUAACUACGGUUAUAAAGAUAAUUAUUAUGAAAUGAGAAAUGAUAUGAGAAAUUCUUACGCGUCUGAUACCAUGAUGAAUUGA
Molecule: messenger RNA, 657 nt
Organism: Spodoptera littoralis (African cotton leafworm)
Lineage: Eukaryota; Metazoa; Arthropoda; Insecta; Lepidoptera; Noctuidae
Source: the annotation of a GenBank genome assembly